UAUUUAUUAAUUUAGAAAUUUUCUAAAGACCGCGAGAGACCGAGGGAACAAUGUUCGAACCGCAAUGUAGCGAGGGAUGACUGUAUGUCCGUCACGGGCUGAUACUACCAGAAACAAGUGCUUGCCAAACGGUGUGUGACGUAUUUGUGACAGUAGGCGUUAAGGAGUGACAGUAUCUAAUCUAAUUCCUGAUCUAAGUAUCGCCAUUGAGGCUUAACAGCUGAUAAUGGCCACUGAACAGAAGCAAUGGUGUCGUUAGUGUAACAACUUAGGGCAUGACUUCCUGUUUGUGAUGUAUGGUGGAAGUAGUUUCACAUAGAUCUUGCAAAGGUUUUUUUUUGUUGUUUUUUUUUUACCCAUCAACAUUUUUUUGCCCAUGUCCGCUCGGGGGCUCCAUACGACACUAUUAUCUAAAAUAUUGUCUCAUAUAAUAAAGGGGAGGGUGUUCGCCACCAGCCAAAUGAAGACGAUAUCAUACAGUAUCCAGUGUAUAUCUACUCCGUUUUUCAAAUUUCUCAUCACGUAUUGGAAGGGCUGGAUAACUUUAUAGGAGCAUUUCUGUGUAAUGUGUCGAAGGUGAGGAUGUUCGGCAAUCAGUUGCAGACGGCAACAAGGGCAAAGACAGGUAUACCCUAAGCCUAGUGUGUUGUUUCUUUGCACAUUGGUAGAGCUCGGUUAAGAUUGACGCUUCCACAUUCAAUAAACACUCUCAAAUAUAGCAAAUGUAAAUGCGUAUGCCCAAAUCACAACCGCAAGUCAGUGUAGGUAAAAAGAUAGUAUUUAAAAUACUGUGCAUGUGAACAAACACUCCUUUGUUGAUACAAUGAAGUAGAGCAACUUGCUGCCUACAGGCACAGUGGGCUGUGUUGUGCAUCGGAGCUGGUAGCAUAAACACAGAGCUGCUGGAGAGCUGGAAAGACAAGAUGAGGACAGUUUCUCUUCUUCUGCUGGCUUUAGUCACAGCUACAUUUGCCUUUCCUGGAGGACACCACAGCCAGCGCGCCAAGCGGGAGCUUUUGGUGCGUUCCAAAAGAAGAUGGGUUUUGUCUACCAUUGAAAUAGUUGAGGAAGACCACGGGCCGUUCCCCAAAGAAAUAUCUAAGCUGUUCAAUGAUAAGACGUAUCAACACGUUAAUCAUAAAUAUGUUAUAAGUGGAAUGGGUGUGACUGAGGAGCCCCUGGGUCUGUUCUCAGUUGAUCAACAAAGUGGGAAGGUCUACGCCCAUAAAACCAUUGACAGAGAGAAGCAUGCCUUGUUUCACAUCCAGUUUGACAUCUUGGACAGAAAUACAGGGAGAACAAUAGACAGAGAAUUGGCAUUUGAUGUAGAAGUAAAGGACAUUAAUGACAAUGCUCCAAGAUUCCUCCAUCCGCGAAUGAGUGCUGAUGUGACGGAGAACACACCAGAGGGCUACUUGCCAGUUAGGAUAGAGGUCACAGACCCUGAUGAAGCGGACACCCCAAACUCCACAGUGACCCUGAGUGUCAUAUCACAGUCCCCACAAGUCCCCAAAAUUGACUUGCACCGGAUUGACGACAGAAUGGCACAGCUUACCUUUAAAGGAUGUUUUGACUACGACAAAGUAAAGAAGUAUGAGAUAAUACUUCAAGCGAAAGAUCAUGGAAAGCCAUCCUUGUCAUCAACGGCUGUGAUCACUCUGAAUAUUAUUGACAGCAACAGUCAUCCACCAACGUUCAAAGCAAAGAAGUACCAUGGUGAAAUUCAAGAAAUGGUCACACGCGAAAAUGUUUUAAGGCUUGCAGUAGAAGACAAAGACACUCCUAAAACCCCCGGCUGGCGGGCUAAAUACUUCUUCAUCAAAGGAAAUGAAGAAAACAACUACAAAAUUGAAACUGACCCUGAGACUAAUGAGGGUAUCGUGAGUGUCAUCAAGGGGAAAGAUUUUGAGAAGCCAACUACUACAACCCUGCAGAUUGGGGUAGAGAACGAGGAACCAUUAUAUGUUUGUGGAGACGCAGCAGCUAUGAGCAGAGGCUUGCACCUUUCUAAUUCAGUUAACGUCACAAUGAAAGUGACAGAUGUCAAUGACCCUCCUGAGUUUGAAAAAGAUCCGGUUGAAAUCUUUGAGAAGGAAGAGGAGGAGCCGGGAAGGCUGCUCUACACGCCAAAGGUUCAUGAUGUCGACUCGGACAUAUCAAAAAUUAGGUUUACACUGUUAGAAGAUGCAGCUGAUUGGGUGACCAUUGACAAGAAAACAGGGCAAGUCACAACCACGAAGAAGAUGGACAGGGAGUCGCCCUUUGUUCAUGACAACAUUUAUAAAAUACUGAUCGGUGCAGUUGAUGAUGGUGAGCCUCCAGCCACAAGCACAGGCACCAUCCUUGUUCACCUCCAGGAUAUCAAUGACAACAAUCCAAAGCUGAUGAACAAUAGUGUCACAAUGUGCAGAAACAAGUUAAACAGGGUCAUGCUUGCUCCAAAGGAUCUGGACUUACAUCCUUACAGCGGGCCCUUCACCAUCUCACUGAAAAGUGAAGAUGCAACCCAGUUGCAGCGAUGGAAAGUGGACACCUCUGCUGGUGAGGAAGUUGGGCUAGUUAGCCUGAAGACACUUCCUUAUGGAAAUUACACAGUGCCCCUUCUCAUUGAGGAUCAGCAAGGCAUAACUGGAGAGGACAGUGUGGUCAUAAUGGUGUGUGACUGUGAAGAGGGAGAGGUAUGUCACCGUAAACAGCUCUCAACGAGUCUGGGACCAGCUGGCAUUGGACUGAUCCUAGCAGGAUUGCUGUUAUUUUUAGGACUGUUAUUCCUCUUGGUGUGUGAGUGUAAAGAAAAGUUCAUGCACUUGUCCGAGGUACAACCAGAUGAAGGCCACCAGACCUUAAUUAAGUACAAUCAAGAAGGAGGUGGUGCUGAAUGCAAGACUGCACCAUCUUUGCUGCUGACACCAACAAAGGAUAUGGCUAUGACCUUUGCUAAUGGACAAAAGCGGGGCACCAUGCAGAUCACCAAGAUGGCUCCAGUAAUGACAGAAGAUGUUGAUACUUACAAUUCAGGACUUACUCUGAUGAACUCUGACAUGGCCUCACUGGGCCAGCAAUAUCACCGAGACACUUUCAAGGGCAACAAGGGACACACAAUGUACUCCACAUCGGCUGCAAACAAGGCUAACACCUACCAGGGAGGCUCCUCAUGGUCUCACACAUCAGGCAGCUUACUGUCUAGUCAGAAUAUUUCAGAUCACCUCAACAGGAGACUCCACAUGAUUGACGGAAACCAUGCGGACCACCCACAAUACCAACCCCAUGAGUAUGCCUAUGAAGGAGAGGAGAGCAAAUGUCAGUCACUGGAUGAACUGUCUUUUGGCAACUUGGGAGAGGAUUUUCACUUUCUGGAUGAUUUGGGACCAAAGUUUAAGCACUUGGGUUGCAUCUGCAACCAGAUAAUACAAGAAAAAGGCAUCCAGCUUUAAAAGGACAAUAGUGGCAAAUUACCGGUAUUUGUUUAAAGCAACCAGGAAGUACGGACUUAUCUUACAGCAUUUUGAAGAAGUCAUUUAACCAAAAUGAUCCAUUUUGGACUUUUAGCAUUGAAUGCUCUAAUAAUUGUAUCCAGUGCCAUGAAAACACUAAAUUACCUUAAUGUCUCCAUUACUUUAAAAUGAACUUGAUGUUUAUUCAUGACAAAAUCUUUAAGUAAUAGUAGUAGGAAGCAUUUUUUCUACGCAUUAAAGUCUUUAUACUAUCUUCUUGUAAAUAUUAAAACAGUUUAAAUUGUACUGUAAUGUGUGUUUGAGGUGUCUGCCACAUUGCAUCAUGUCUUGCUCCAGACAGUUUGUUUCUCGGAACAUUAUCAUACAUUUUUCUACUUGACUGUGGAAAAUGCAAUAGGAGUUUAUUCUGACAAAUAUGUUUUACGUCCUGACAGAGAUCAAAUUGGUAUGAUGGUAAUCAGUGGCCUUUUAAUAAACUGGUGAAAAGGUGUUGGGACCAAUGCCUUUUGAUGGUGAUUAUUAAGAACAGCUAUCAGUUAUGCUUUGGUUUAUAGUUGGAAUUUAUCACGCUUAAUUUGGGCUCCACCGUGGACAAGUGGUUAACCUGUUGGCCUUAUAGUCAGGAGAUUGAACAUUCAAAUCUCCUUUUGGGCAUGUUUUCCCUGUGCAUGAGUGAGUACUCUGGCAUCCCAAAAACAUUGCGUGUUAGGUUAACUGGAGACUUGUGUGAAUUUGAGUUUGUGUGCGCCUUGCCAGUGGCUGGUGACCAGUCCAGGGUGUACCCCGCUUGUCACCUGAAGGCAGCUGGGAUGGGCUCCAGCUCAACCGUGACCCUAAGGAUAAUAAGCAGUAUGAAAAAAGCCUGAACGAGUAAUUCCCUUUGACACUGGCAUGCAACAAGACCAACCAACGGAUUAUGUUGAGGGUGAGGCCCUGGAAAGUGGCAUCAUGAACACCACCAUGUGAGAAGGGCACAAUGUUUUUUUUAAUAACCACAUCAAUUCAGCGCAAGUGACCCAAAUCGUGAGCACUUAAAACUAACAUCAACACAUCAGCAGCUUUUGUGAAGGUGUGAAAGCUACAUGUCAAAAUGAUGUCCGUGUCAUGCCGUUUGACUACGUGCUGUGACAAGACAACGUUAAACGUUAUUUUCUCACUAAUCCGUAUGUAAACUGUGAUUGAGUAAUGUAGCUGAGGACACAAAGGAAGUAGUACAAGUAUGAAAAUGUAUUAGUGCUGCUCAGUAAGAAAAGUAAGACUGAACGUAUGCACUGUCGGCACUGGAAUCAAACCCAAUUUUCUGCCCUGUUUGUGUCCAUUUUGAAUUCACAACGACGGCAAAAUUGCUACAACGUUUUCUUCAUGAAUUCACACAGCAAUAUAGAAUAUACAGUAAUCCCUCGCCACUUCAUGCUUCCAAUUUCGUGGCUUCACUCUAUCGCGGUCAAAAAUAUAUGAAUAAAUAAAUGAUGCUGUUCCAUGGUUGAAUACACACUAUUAUUUGUCAAAAAUAUGCAUACUUUGGCAGGAUGGUUAAUAAGCCAUAUGUCCUGAUAUCACUAACGAGCACAGUUACUUGUAAUCUUAAUGUAAUCUUACAAGUUCCGUUUCAUUUCUAUGAAAAUGUUAUGUAUUUUUUUUGGCAUAAAUUAAGCAUUUUCAAGUAUAAAAAUGGCUAAAUGAAUUUAAAUAUAAACAUAAGACAUUCAGAAGACGCAUUCAAAUACGUUUGAUUCUACACUGGUCACUGAUCAUUAGGUGUCAGUAAUGUUACUGUAAUGUUCGGUGAGACACACAAGCACCAGACUUGACAACUGGAAAAACAGGCUUUUAUGGCAGGUUUGAAUUAUCUCACCACAGGCAAAAUAAUCCCCAAUAAAAAUUCCUAAGAAAAACAGCUUGCCGUAACCUACGCCAAGCUGAAACUCAACUCGGAACUCCCAAAGUCACUUCCUGUCCGCCCGUCACUCACCUCCUCUAGAACCGGAACACAUUUAUUCAGAAUGGCCUUUACUCGUCACUUAUUCAGAGGUAUAAGUGAAUGAUGUUGGAUGUUGAAUGAGUUGGAUGGCAUUCCUUCUUUUGGCCACUGACUGCUGGGGUGUGAGGAACUCACGAGUUCUCUCUAAGGAGGUAAAGUUGUCUUUUCUUUUUUGGUUAAAGUAUGUUUGAUAUGUUAGAGCUUUCCUUUAAUUAUCUCAUUCUUUGUUGCAUUGAUGUUCUUAUACUACUUUAUUCAUCUGUUUAGUAUAUUUGAUGUGUUCAAUAUUUAACAUUGUAUGUUUGUUUUUAUAGAGGUGUUGUUCUCCUUUGUUUUGUAACAUUUUGGGAAAUAAACGUUUAAAACUCUGUCGAACUGCUUGUCUUGCCAUUCUUUGGAAUGGUGUGAGACAACCCUCACACACGGCGGGAGUGUGACGUUACAGCACACCUGCACAAGUUACUGAGAGCCACACAAGAGCUGCAUCUAAAAUUCUACCUUAACAAAUUUUCAUUGUCUCAGU
This is a messenger RNA of Dunckerocampus dactyliophorus (ringed pipefish), 5959 nucleotides long. It is a transcript of the gene cdh26.1, whose product is annotated as cadherin 26, tandem duplicate 1. Lineage: Eukaryota; Metazoa; Chordata; Actinopteri; Syngnathiformes; Syngnathidae. Gene Ontology annotation, biological process: adherens junction organization; cell-cell junction assembly; calcium-dependent cell-cell adhesion. Gene Ontology annotation, molecular function: calcium ion binding; cadherin binding. Bases 924 to 3434 code for a protein of 836 amino acids. Gene Ontology annotation, cellular component: catenin complex; plasma membrane; adherens junction. The record is from RefSeq and is a predicted model, not a curated record. The transcript has 19 exons.